ACAUUUCAAAUACUAAUUGCUUUGGCAUUUCCGCAUUUGAUGGUAAAAUGCUUGGAUUGGAAUUCAUAGCAAUAAAUGGUCUUGCACAACCGUUAAUAUAAUGACCUGCAAUUAUUUUCAAGUCAAUGUCAGUAAAAACUGUUACAUAAAACUGAAAGAUAAAAAGAAAUAUAAAACUAAAAAGAAAGAGAGCAAUUUCAAAAACAAGUUGUGCUCGUGGUCUCACUCUUUUAUUUGAGUCCCACAUACAUGCAUUUUAUUUUUUCUUAUUUUAUAUCGGUCAGGGAACUAGUUGGCUGGUUCAACGAACUUGAGUAACAUCCGCCCAAAAAAGUGGUUUCAUUCAUUUAUUUUUUGCUUUGCCAUGCCAACCAUCGAUCACUUUUUGCUUACUUUUUUCAAUUUUCUUUUAGAUACCUUUAGAGCAUUGUGGUAAAUAUACAUAUAUAAUACUUGAAGUAACAAGAAAUUAGUAAAGCUUUUAAAACUGACGGAUUUCAUUUUGGGCCUUGUGUCUGAUAUGCCUCUGACCUGGCUAUGCCGCACAUGUGUUGCCCAAUAAAUCAAAAUUAUAGAAAAAAAACAAAUUCAAGAAAUGAAUAUAGAGAGAUGAAUAGACUUGAAAGUUGUUUUUCUGUGCAUGUGGUGUUAACCUGCUAGAAACUAUUGCACUCUUAAAUGUCAGUCUGGUUAUGAAUUCAGAAAUUAAUUUAUUAAUAAAUAAGACAAUUCGUCUCAAAUACAUCGCUAUUUAAACACAUAAAACACAUUUUUAUUCCAACCUAUAGCCACAUCUUUCUAUCCUUAUCGAAUCGCACUGUUAGACUUAAUUCUCUACAUCUAACUAUAACAAUAUUAUAAAGCUGAAGAGUUUGUUUCUUUGAACGUGCUAAUCUCAGGAACUACUGGUCCGACUUCAAGAAUUAUUUCAAUGUUAUUCAGCCCAUUUAUUGAGAAGUUACCAUGCUAUCAGAAAUGAUACUUAAUUGGGAGAUAUUGACACUUUAUGCGUGCACUGCGUCAAUGGUUAAAGUUACACAAAAAUGUGUAUGACAGAAUUUGUCUUCAUAAAGAGUUCUAAAAGAAAGUCCGCGGCGGCAUGCCAAUGCUAACAUUUUAUAUGGAAAUAUUUAUUUAAUAAAAGAACGUUUAUCAUCGAAGGCGUAUUUAUUAAAAUGGUGUUAAACCCUUUUAAAAGCAAAUAUUUAAUUUUAUACAAAGAUUUACAGCAUUACCUUCGGAGAUAUCACUGUUUUUACACUUAGCAGCAAAAUAAUUAUUGCUGUUGCAUUUAAUUUUGUUUAAUUCCUUUCCUACCUUAUUACUAUGUUAUAUCGCGGUCAACAGCUAGUUUAAAAUCACGAACUAUUCAAAUCAAAAUCAGUUUAGAGGUCAAAAAAAUAAUAUAAACAAAAUAUGCGGCCAAGGAAUACAAUGAUCACAAGAACCGGUGCCGUGUUAACGGUCAGGCGUCUACUUAUAUUAUCCUCACGCGUUUGUAUCUUCACUGCGAGUUCGUUCGCUCGACACCAUAAACCUUGACAUCUUAUAUCCAAAGAGUUCCGUUCCAAAAAAAAAACAUGUAUUAAAAAUCUAUUAAAAAAACAUGUUCUAUCAGUUAAUUGUGGUGCUUGUGGUGGUUUCGUUCGGGAGUUCCUACAGUGAUGAUGGCGAGGCUUAUGUGGAGACAGUGACAGAUGAAUUAAGGGGUUAUGUGGAGAGUUUAGAAGAUGCACGGUCGGGAAGACUACUGUUCUCGUAUCGACAGAACCCUGUCAUCAAUGUUAUGUUACAAACGGCUGCCCCAAACUAUGUCCCGAAACGUUCGGGAGACCUGUUUGAUUUUUUGAGGGAAUCUUAUAAAUUGCCCGGAGGUCUACAAGCCCCCUACGAUGAAUACGACUACAUCAUAGUGGGCGCCGGUUCAGCAGGCUCUGUCCUCGCUUCCAGACUCUCAGAGAAUAAAAACAUCACAGUACUACUGUUGGAAGCUGGCAAACCAGAGAUGCUGUUCACAGAUAUGCCCGCCAUGGCACCCUACUUCCAAUCAACGGACUACUCCUGGCAGUACUACAUGGAAUAUCAACCAAAUGUAUGCACUGGCAUGCUGAACGGACGUUGUUUUUGGCCGCGAGGCAAGGCUGUUGGCGGUACCAGUGUUAUCAACUACAUGAUCUAUACGAGAGGCAGACCCGUGGACUGGGAUCGCAUCGCCGCUGAUGGCAACUAUGGAUGGAACUACGACGAAGUUUUGAAAUAUUACAUGAAAUCUGAAAAAGCAAAAUUAGGAGGUUUAGAAAAUAGUCCCUUUAGAAGUCGGGACGGGGAAGUGAAUGUUGAACAUGUGGCAGUAAGAACAAAACUAGUGAAAGCAUUUUUGGAAUCUGGAAGUAUCCUCGGCUACCCUACCGUCGACUACAACUCUCCGCAUGAGCUGGGCUUUGGUUACGUGCAAGCUACUACGGUCAACGGGCACAGGGUCAGCGCUGCCAAAGCCUUUUUACAUAAACAAAAGAAAAGACGCAACUUACAUAUACUGCCUGAGAGCACAGUGACUAAAGUCUUAAUAGAUCCUUACACAAAUACUGCAUAUGGCGUGGACUACGUCAGAAAUCGAUUAAAGCGUACGGUCAGAGCACGCUCCGAAGUUAUUCUUUCUGCUGGACCAAUUGCCUCACCACAACUACUAAUGCUUUCAGGUGUAGGACCUAAAGAACAUUUAAGGUCUGUAGGCAUUCCGGUACUAAAAGAUUUACCUGUAGGAGAAACCCUUUACGACCACAUAUGUUUUCCAUCACUAAUAUUUAAAUUAAAUACAACAGGAAUUAGCUUUAACGAAGGUAAAGCUUUAAAUUUAAAAGAAUCGAUCGCUUGGCUUAGAAACGCGGAAAGUGUUUUAGCCACACCCGGUGGAGUAGAAGGCAUAGGGUACAUUAAAACACCGAUAUCAGAUGAUCCGGAACCCGUUCCGGAUAUAGAACUCAUCAGCAUCGGUGGAUCAAUCGCUGCAGAUGGCGGACCCGGCGGCAGUAAAGCUGUACGCAAGGGUAUGAGAAUACGAGAUGAGGUUUUCGAUUCAGCUUUUGGAGAGGUAGAUAACCCAUACACAGAUACAUGGAGCGCAUUCCCAAUGUUACUCCACCCGAAAUCUGUGGGCCGAAUACAACUGAAAGAUAACAACCCAUUCAGUCAUCCUCUAAUGUAUGGUAAUUAUUUGUCUAAUCGCAAAGACGUGGAAACGUUUAUCGCUGCUAUUCGUUUUAUGCAGGCGCAAGUGAACACUCCGCCGUUCCAACGUUUAGGUGCUACGAUUCAUAAGGCUGACUACCCGAUGUGUCGAGGUUUCGUGUUUGAUUCGGACGACUACUGGGAAUGUGCUUUGCGGGCUCUUACAGCGACCCUGCAUCAUCAGAUAGCAACAUGUCGUAUGGGCCCAGAGGGUGAUCCGCGCGCUGUUGUCGACCCAGAAUUGCGUGUGUACGGUAUUAAUAGAUUACGCGUUGUCGAUUCUAGUGUAAUACCAAGAACUGUCAGCGCACAUACACAUGCCCCAGCUAUGAUGAUCGGGGAGAAGGCAGCUGAUCUAAUAAAAUGGACGUGGAAUCGAAUAUGAAAAUGAUAACUAGUUAGUAUAAAUAAAUUAUUUAACUUUUAAGUUAUAGUCAACAUGUAAAAACAAAGAAGAAAGUUUUUAGUUUACAACUAGUAAAAUAAAUGACUGAACAAUAA
This is a messenger RNA of Trichoplusia ni (cabbage looper), 3729 nucleotides long. Its product is annotated as glucose dehydrogenase [FAD, quinone]-like. Bases 1607 to 3613 code for a protein of 668 amino acids. NCBI's taxonomy places the organism in Eukaryota, Metazoa, Arthropoda, Insecta, Lepidoptera, Noctuidae. The record is from RefSeq and is a predicted model, not a curated record. Gene Ontology annotation, molecular function: flavin adenine dinucleotide binding; oxidoreductase activity, acting on CH-OH group of donors. The transcript is spliced from 5 exons.